GACAGUUCGAGUUUCCUCCUAAUACUGUCCUAGUGAGUGCUGUGUAUGCAGUAUCACUCUCAAAGCCUCUCCUCAAACGACUCAAGUUAGAGAUACAGCACUGCAUUGAUUUAACAGGACGACCAGAUCUUGCACAAUACUUAAAGUUUGCUAUAGCUCCCGUAAGCACACCCAAUCUUCCUUAUCAAUUUAAAUUAGUUGAGGGAGGAGAGUUUAGCUCUAAUACUGGGUAUGGAUCCAUUCAACGUAAAAAAUUCUGUUUGGUUUGUAUACUGGGGGAAGAAUGGACUAAUGGAGGAGGUAAUGGUGUCUUAAUAGCAUCAGUUAAUGCAGUCACAGAGGGAGAAGAGGAAGAAGAGGAACAGCAACCACAACAAGAGGAGAAUGAGGAGGAGGAAGACAAUGAUGAUCAGGAGGAGGAGCAAAAUGAAGAGAGAGGCAAAGAGGAAGAAGAGGAUGAUAAUGAUAGUAACAGUGAUGAUGAUACCAGCACCAGCAGUACUCCACCAGGGGCUAGUGGAGCAUGUAAAGAGUCUACUACUAAAGAGACUAACCUCCCAACCAAUACAGUGUCUGUUGCUGGUCCUACUACUAUGCCAAACACUGAUCAUGUUAACAAAGCACAGUCCACUGGUGUAAGGAAAGCUGUAACAUAUGCUGGUCUGGUUUAUUAUGAGGAGAAAGGUAUAGAGGAUAUGGUAACAUUCACUGCAGCUAAGAAUUUGGAAGCACUUAUUCAGUAUAUUGAACGAAAACACUCUCUAGCUGAGAUUGGACCAGAUACUUCCUUUAGUUUCAAGUUUCCUUAUGAUUAUGUUGAAUUAAAUGUUACUGCAGAACAGGAUGAACCAUUCACUGGAUGGAUACUUAGACCUCACACUAAACCCACCAGAUUAUAUCAAGAGGCCAUUGAUAAAUUUGGUGAUAAGGAGCAUUCUCGUCCUUCAUGUUGUCUCAUAUCAGUUUAUGGAUCACCUGAUGCUGUCCCUUUUCUUAAUUACUUCAUACCACUGGAAGGUGUGGUUCGUCCAGUUGCAUUAAACAUUCAUAAGGCACGAAGAAAUUUCACUGUUCUUGUCUCUCCUACAACAAGUCCUACUACCUCCUCCUCCUCUUCUAAUACAAUUACUGAAGCUACUGCAUCAUCCACUGGAGGAGCUAGUGCAUCAGCUACUGUUGAUGUUGAUAAAGUUAAGAAGGUGAUUAACAGUGUUCUUGUGUCUCAGUUUGCUGCCCUUUCUUCUCUGCCUAAAGAAGCAAUCCCUAAACUUGCUAAUGAGCUUUAUGCUGUUCAUCUUAUUAACAGUGCAGUCAGAGACAAUCCUUCAGUUGAGAAGUUUAUUGAUGAGUUCAAGGCUAGUCUUACUUUCAUGGCCGAAAUGUCAGACGUUCAAGAGCACUGUUUAAAGUUUUUAAAUUCAUUCCUUGCUGUAAGUGGUAGCUUUACUAGUGCAGCAAAGUUUUUGUAUCAGAAAUGGAUUGAAGCUAUUAAAACUGAACUAGGCAUUGAUUUCAUUAUUAAUAUUAACUUUUAAUGUAUAUUGUAACAUUUC
This is a messenger RNA of Amphimedon queenslandica, 1553 nucleotides long. Its product is annotated as histone H3.v1-like. The record is from RefSeq and is a predicted model, not a curated record. The transcript has 7 exons. NCBI's taxonomy places the organism in Eukaryota, Metazoa, Porifera, Demospongiae, Haplosclerida, Niphatidae. The annotation marks the transcript as partial.